Messenger RNA from Sorghum bicolor (sorghum), 2200 nucleotides. RefSeq lists its product as uncharacterized. The transcript has 2 exons. The record is from RefSeq and is a predicted model, not a curated record. Lineage: Eukaryota; Viridiplantae; Streptophyta; Magnoliopsida; Poales; Poaceae. The coding region runs from base 459 to 1946 and encodes 495 amino acids.
CGACUAAAUUACCUGGAGCAUAAGCAGGUGCAGAAGCAGAAGCAGAGCAGAGCAGGCUCCUGCUCCAUCACCCUCAUCAGAUCACUCCACAAAACCAAAAGCAUAAAGCUGCAGCAAUACAAAGCGUCCUCUUUUUUCUCCUAGCCCUCCUCUUCUCUCUUCAGUCUCCUCUCUUGAGAUAGAAACACAAGUAGCAGCACAAGCAGAGCACCAUCCAUUCACUCAAUUCAGCACACACAUGGACAUGGACAUGGACAUGGAAUGGUCCAUCUUCGCUUCACUUUCAUCAUCACCAUAAUCCUUGUUACCUCCUCCUCCUCCUCCUCUCAAGUAGACUAGAACUAGCUAGUCACAACUCCCAACAUGAACACAUAAAGAAAGGGAAGAAAUCCCAAGAAUAACAAGUCUAGGACUAGGAGGAAGCUGAAGAAAGCUAGCAAGUGAGCUAUAGGAUCGCAAUGGUGGAACCGGGCAGAUCAGCAGGCGUCAGGGAGGCCAAGAAGAGCAGCACCACUUCCAGUUCCACCGCUGCGGCCGCCAUGGUGAAGAAGAAGCUGACGACGACCAAGAAGAGGCCGGAGAAGGAGGAGAAAGCAGAGAAGAAGCAGAGCAGGCAGUGCACGGAGCCGGAGAGCCCGUCCUACAGGUUAGCGCUCAAGAGCCUCUUCUCCUGCAGAAACAGCCACGGCCACGGCCAGCACCACGCGCGGCCGCGGGCGCAGCAGGACACCGGCAGCAGGAGCAAGAGGCUGGGCUGCUCCGCGCCGUCCAUUUGCAAGCUCAGGGACGACAGCGAGAGCAGGCACCAGAGGAUGCCCGUGCCGCCUCCGGAGGAUACCAUGGGCGGCACGACGGCGGGCGAGCCCUGCAAGCGGCGCGCGUCGGUGAGCGGGAGCAGCGAGCGGUGCGUGAAGAAGCCCCUGAGCGAGUCCAAGUGUGGCACUGGCCGCAGCUCGUCGGCGACGGCGGCGAGCAGCAGCAGCAACAGCAAGCAGCUGCAGCGGGGCGGGUCGUCGCUGUCGUCCUCGUCAUCGUCGGGCGGGUCGUCGUUCAGGGCCGGCAUGCAGCUGAGGCGGCUGUCGGGGUGCUACGAGUGCCACAUGGUGGUGGACCCCGUGAGCGGCAGCACCUCCAUGAGGGCCACCGCCUCCACCAUCUGCCCUUGCCCCGACUGCGGCGAGGUGUUCGUCAGGCAGGAGAGCCUCCACCUCCACCAGUCCAUCAGGCACGCAGUGUCGGAGCUGAGCGCGGAUGACACGAGCCGGAACAUCAUCGAGAUCAUCUUCCAGUCGAGCUGGCUGAAGAAGCAGAGCCCCGUGUGCAUGGUGGACCGCAUCCUCAAGGUGCACAACACGCCCAGGACGCUGGCCCGCUUCGAGGAGUACCGCGACGCCGUCAAGGCCAGGGCCGCAGCUGGUGGCGGCGCCGGCCAGCAGCCGGUGGCGAUGGGGGCCAACAACAGGCACCCGCGCUGCACCGCCGACGGCAACGAGCUUCUCCGGUUCCACUGCGCCACCCUGGCCUGCUCGCUGGGCCUCAACGGCGCCACGCACCUCUGCGACGCAGCCGCAGCCGCGGGGGGCUGCGCCGCGUGCGGCAUCAUCCGCGACGGCUUCAGCAGGAGCGCCAGCGACGGCGGGGUGCUGACGAUGGCCACUAGCGGCCGCGCGCACGACGCCGUGCCCGUGCCAGUGCCGGCGGCGGAGGGUGAGGAGGCCGAGCGGCAGCAGCGGAGGGCGAUGCUGGUGUGCCGGGUGAUCGCGGGAAGGGUGAAGCGGCCAAAGGAAGAAGCAGAGCAGGCGUCGGAGGAGGAGGCCGGGCCCGGCGAGGAAGAGGAGUAUGACUCGGUGGCGGGAUCGGCCGGGGUGUACUCCAACCUGGAGGAGCUGCUGGUGUUCAACCCCAGAGCCAUCCUCCCAUGCUUUGUUGUCGUCUACAAGGCUUAGCUACCUUCAAUUGGUUACAAUUUACUACAGUCCAUGCAUGCUUCUAGUGUUAAUGGGUUGGUUCCCUGUUAGUAAGUACUAAUCAGUAGUACUCGUAUUAGCUGAUCAUCACAAGUACAAGUAGAUCAUUCAGGUUCAGAUCACUCCUGGUCCAUGCAAAUGGAAUGCAUGCAUAUUGUUGUAUUGUAUUGCACUGUAUACACGGAGCAGCAGCAGUAAGCUAAGCUAGGACUAACUUGCUGUCUUUUCUCUCU